AUGUCAAGAUCUACCUCCCCCGUACUAGCAUUCGACAUCCUUCGAGGCACUGCGACACAAGCGGCUUCAAACAUCACUCAGAGGGUUAAAGAAGUAGGCGAACAAGCUUUUGAGUCUGGGAAGCAAGCUGUUGAAGAGAUGUCCACUUUUUCAAUACCGAAGAACGUCCCCUCUUUUACAGACCCUCAGCGGAAUUUGGAAAACAGAGCUUGGGCGGCCUCUGGCAUGACCGCGAGAUCAUCGACUGCAAACACAAGUGGAGGAGUAAUUAGUGGCAUACAAGACCGGGUUGGAAACCUCCUUGGUGAAAGUAGGGAUCUGCCGAUGUAUAAAGACAAGCCAUACUCAUAUGCCUCCUCCAGGAGGGCAUUGCCUAUCUACAAGCGGCGGCGCAUUAUCUUUGGAGGCAUCGCAUUUGUGGUUUUUGUGUUAUACCUCUUAGGGUUCUUCGGAUCUAAUGACUUGACGAAAGAAAAAUCAAAAGACAAAUGGAGAUGGCUGCAGCGACCUGAAAAGGAAGCCAAGGCAAUCGAUUGGCUGGACCGAAGAGAAAGGGUCAAGGAGGCUUUUAUUUUGAGUUGGGAUGCAUAUGAACGAUAUGCAUGGGGAUAUGAUGAGUUCCAUCCAAUCUCGAAACACGGGAAGCAAAUGACGCCGAAGGGAAUGGGUUGGAUAAUUGUGGAUGCUUUGGAUACGAUGAUAUUAAUGAAUCUGACAAGCAGAGUGCAACAUGCAAGAGAAUGGAUUACAAACUCGCUGGACUAUGAUCAAGACCAAGAAGUUAAUACAUUCGAAACUACGAUCCGCAUGCUCGGGGGCCUUCUAUCCGCCCAUUAUCUCUCCACGGAAUAUCCACACUUAGCUCCGUUGACCGAGGACGAUGAAGGAGCUGCUGGAGAGGAUUUAUACCUGGAAAAGUCAAGAGAUUUAGCUGAUCGAUUGCUUGGCGCUUUUGAAUCUCCCUCCGGAAUACCAUUCGCUAGUGUCAAUCUUAAGACCAACCAAGGUGUACCAUCUCAUGACGACGGUGGGGCAUCAUCUACGGCAGAGGCAGCCACGUUACAAUUGGAACUGAAAUAUCUUACCAAACUCACCGGAGAAACUGAAUACUGGGAAAAGGCUGAGAAGGUUAUGAAGAUCAUUGAUGAUAAUGGCAUGGAGGAUGGACUCUUACCAAUCUAUAUUUACGCUAGUAAUGGAAAUUUCCGCGGAAAAAACAUCCGCUUGGGCAGCCGUGGCGAUUCAUAUUACGAGUAUUUGAUCAAACAGUAUCUUCAAACUUCAAAAGAAGAGCCUAUCUAUGAAGAACUUUGGGACGAGGCACUCAAGGGAGUUCGCAAGCAUCUCAUCACGUACUCUAGCCCUUCGCGUUUUACCAUUCUUGCAGAGAGACCUGAAGGUUUGAGUGGCUCUCUUUCACCAAAGAUGGAUCAUUUGGUAUGUUUCAUGGGUGGAACGAUUGCCUUGGGCGCUACUGGUGGUAUCACGGAGGCUGAGGCACGUAAGCUACCAAGUUGGAGCGCGAAAAAGGAUGAAGAGAUGAGACUCGCCAGAGAGUUGACGCACACCUGCUGGGGAAUGUACAAGGUCAUGGCAACUGGGCUUGCUCCGGAAAUCGCACAUUUCAACAUUGAUAACCCUCCUCUGCCGGAAAAUGCACCACACGAGGCACCUUCGAAUUUUGAUGACCCUGAAAAUCAAGAGUGGCGCAAAGACUUUAUUAUAAAGAAGGCUGAUAACCACAAUCUUCAGAGGCCGGAAACUAUCGAAACACUAUUCUACAUGUGGAGAAUCACGGGAGACGAGAUGUACAGAGAAUGGGGAUGGGAGAUGUUCAGAUCUUUCAUGAACCAUACAGCCGUGGGAGAGGGUGGUGGAUUUACGAGUCUUUCUGAUGCUGAUGUUCUGCCUCCACAGACCAAGGACAAUAUGGAAAGCUUCUGGCUUGCUGAAACUCUUAAAUAUUUUUAUCUUCUUUUCUCGCCAAAUGAUCUCCUUCCCUUGGACCAAAUAGUCCUUAACACAGAAGCACAUGCAUUUCCGCGAUUCAAGAUGGGUCCAUUGUUGUCUACUGGAUGGAAGAGGAAGCCCAGAGGACCAGAUGGCAAGAUUCUACCAGAAGCAGAGAAAAAGCCCGAAGUGAAGGAGAUUAAAAUCCAGGAAGUGAAGGAUGCUGGGACGUGA
Sclerotinia sclerotiorum 1980 UF-70 is the source of this 2184-nucleotide messenger RNA. RefSeq lists its product as hypothetical. Gene Ontology annotation, molecular function: mannosyl-oligosaccharide 1,2-alpha-mannosidase activity; calcium ion binding. Gene Ontology annotation, cellular component: endoplasmic reticulum; membrane. Lineage: Eukaryota; Fungi; Ascomycota; Leotiomycetes; Helotiales; Sclerotiniaceae. Gene Ontology annotation, biological process: carbohydrate metabolic process; N-glycan processing. The record is from RefSeq and is a predicted model, not a curated record. The coding region runs from base 1 to 2184 and encodes 727 amino acids. The transcript has 3 exons.